CGUUGGAGCGUUGCCGUGUGCGCCGCGCGUGUUACCGCGGUGUGUCUAGUGAAGUGGCGUGUAGAGGUGCCGAAGUGGCGGGUUUCCUUGCCUCAGGACGGGGGGCCCAUGCCCCCUUCCAUCAGCACCACAUUGGUAAAAGUUAGUGUCCUGUGCCGUUUACAAACUAUCCUAUCUGGGAACUGUGAAUGUGCUUGACUAUGCCCACCUAUGGAGGACGCGGAGAAGCCGGCGGCGCGAUGGCGUGCGCCGGCUGCGAGAAGCCGAUCCUGGACAAGUUCCUGCUGCACGUGCUGGAGCGCGCGUGGCACGCGGCCUGCGUCCGCUGCGCCGACUGCCGCGCGCCGCUCGCCGACAAGUGCUACUCCAGGGACAACAAACUCUUCUGCAGGAAUGAUUUCUUCAGGCGAUACGGCACGAAGUGCAGCGGGUGUGGGCACGGCAUAUCACCAUCGGACCUGGUACGCAAGGCCCGGGAGAAGGUGUUCCACCUCAACUGCUUCACGUGUCUCGUCUGCAGAAAACAGCUGUCCACCGGCGAAGAACUGUACGUGCUCGACGACAACAAGUUUAUAUGCAAAGAGGAUUACCUCGCGGGGAAAGCGCCUACUAAUCACUCGGACUCGCUCCUAGGCUCAGGCUCAGAUGAGGAGGAGGAGGAAGAGGCGCGUGCGGCGAACAAUUCGAGUAGCCCUGCGCACGCGCCGCACCCCGCGUUGCACUCCGAGCUCUCGCACAACGGUGAUACCAAGCCACACGAAGACUCCGAGGACCAGGGUUCGCUGGAUGGGGACCCGGAGACGAGGGACUCGCAGGCGGAGAACAAGUCCCCCGACGACGGCAACGGGGGGUCCAAGCGGCGGGGGCCCCGCACCACCAUCAAGGCCAAGCAACUCGAGAUCCUCAAGUCAGCCUUCUCGCAGACGCCGAAGCCGACGAGGCAUAUACGAGAGCAGCUGGCGAAGGAAACUGGACUGCCUAUGAGGGUUAUACAGGUGUGGUUCCAAAACAAGAGGUCAAAAGAGCGCCGUCUAAAACAACUGACGUCUAUGGGGAGGGGCCCUUUCUUCGGGUCCUCACGCAAGAUGCGAGGGUUCCCUAUGAACCUGUCUCCGGGGGGCCUAGAGGAGGGCCCCCCGGGGUUCCCAUACUUCGCGACUGCAGAUGGCAAGUUCGAGUUUGGAUACGGACCCCCGUUCCAUCAUGAUGCCCCGUUCUUCCAUCCACCACCGGCCAUGCCGUUCAAUCAGCCAGGUCGUUUCGCAGGCGGGAUGGAGGCGUUGCCAGGCGGCGACUUCCCCGAGCAAUUCCCUCCUCCGGACCACCUGGUGCUGCCCAGACCCUCGUCGCCCGAGUUCACGUUCGGCGACGCCCCUCCCCCCCUGCACCCCGAGGGGCUGGUCUGGUAGCUGAAGCCGGAGCCGCGUGACUUCCACGACUGAUGCGGCUCGACGGUCAACAAAGUGGACUUCUGUGACAGUGUGUAUUAAAGCUAUAACUGUGACGUCAUUUGGUAACUUUUUGAAGUGCGAACGCAGUGUUGAUGUGAUUUUAUUCGGUGCAAUGUCGGUGCGUUGUUGCAAUCAUUGCGUCUCAAAUACUUGUUUUGAUUUAUUGCUAGAUGCACAUAUACUCAUGAAAAGCAAAAAACUAGGAAGUUAAAAAGGCCACAUCAAAGCAAUUCAUCUAAAAAAGCAAUAUUGCUAUUUGACAGUUGUUUGCAUUGCUCACUUACUUUUAUAUGCGCCAAUGUCAAAUUGCAAUAUUGCUGUCUUAGAUGGAUUGCUUCGAUGUGGCAUUUUUUAACUCCCCUAGACAACGCUUGUCAUCAUUUUAAUCUUAAUUUCUUUCUAAUUAGUCUAAUUUGAGAACCUAAGUAAUUCUGAGGACGAUCACAAUAAUUUAAUGCGCAAAGGUCUUGAUGAUCUCUUUGACAUCGCGUUUGAUUGCAACAAAAACGUAUCGCCGAUAUUUAUAUCUUAAGUUACACUACAAGUCAUAUUCUGUAGACAAAUUAUUUACAAAUCAGACUAUUAAAAUAUUGAAGCGAAAACUUUGGCGACAAUUAUGUCUUCUUAUCACCGAAGAAACAUUUUUUUCUUACUUGAAGAAUUUGCAAACAGAAUAGGACUCACUAUUCGUUUUAUUUUCAUUGUCUAUUGAUUUAGCAGGAAAAGAUUAUUUUACCCUAUCACUAAUCCUGGUAUUGUCGAUGACUUUUUAAAUGACAGGGGGGUUAAAAUGGCCACAUCGAAGCAAUUCAUCUAAGAAAGCUAUAUUGCAAGCUAUUUGACAUUCGUUUUCAUUGCGCACUUACUUUUAUAUGCGCAAAUUUCAAAUUGUAAUAUUGCUUUCUUAGAUGAAUUGCUUCGAUGUGGCCAUUUUAACCCCCUACAUCAUUAUUCCACACAGUUGGCUCGAUCAUAACAGACGGCGAACGGCUUACCACCUAUCACGUUGGUCUAACAGAAAACUCGGUGACGUGUGGGUACUUAGUUCAUCUUGCGAUGGACGUACCCUAGUCUACCCCAAUUGGGUUAUAGUCGUGAGCUUACGCUAUGUUAUCAUUACUCCAACCAACAUCCCUGUUUUAUGAUUAUUUAGAUCUGAAGUAUGUAUUGUAGAAUAUGAUUAUUUCUUAUUUUCGUUCCAAUAAAAGUAUUUUCUUUUGGUCCAAUACGUUAUAUCUUAUCAAAAAUCUGCGCUACUGUGAAUAAUUAGGCUAAAUGUACAGAAAUGGAGUUUUAUAAUACUUUUAAGUAAUAAUUUAUUAAGUGAAUACAAUAAGUAAUUUAUUUACUGUGGGUUACUACGAACAUGAUAAGAUAAAUAUUUUUGGUUCCUAUUUUAAGAUAGAUACAGCUGGUUAGCAUUUUGUUGUGUGUAUUUAUUAUUAAUUUGUUUUGUGGUUUAAUUAGUACUGUUGUCAACAAUUCUGGUAAUGCCAUAUCUAUUUAUCAAUUAAGGUGGCUUCAAAAAAAGGUACAUUCUUUCUUUCUGAUGUUAUGGUAUUUCUGCAUUUGUUGAUCAUAAUAAUAUACUUCUGUAUGUGUACAAUAUUAAUAAUGAAUACUUAAACAUCACAGAUGUUUGUUUUUUUUUUUUAAUUAAAACAUAAUAUUCUUUUGUAAAUAUCAAUGUGUACAUAAAACUUAUAACUGGCCGAAACUGUACUAUAUUAAUAUUAAUUGAAUAUCUAGAUAAGUACUUAAAUAUAAUGUGAAUAAUUCAUUAUACUUUUAAAAAUAGAGGUUUUGUAUAUACUAUAUUGUAUGAAUUGAAGGCAGGUACUUAAUAUUGAAAAUGAAUAUAUAUUGUUUCUUAUUCCAAUUUAUAAAUGGUUCUGAAAACAAAAUAAUCAAUUAGCUAUGCUCUAACGGCAAGGACGUUCUGAAACUAAUUUUCCAAUGGCAAUUAUUUUCUUUAUUUUCGAAUUUUAAUUUUGAUAAAGGUAACAUUAAUGUUCCUAUUAUGUUUUGAAUCUCGAAAACCGUUACUGAAAUUAACAACUAACAUAGUAGACAUAUGCAGAAGCCGUCUAAUUAAUUAUAAUUGCAUCAGAAGUUAUGACCGCGUGACACGAAUGUCGUUAAACUGUGAUGAUUAUCACAUUCACCAUACUUUUGAAAAAACUUGUCUGCUACUAGACUGAAUAAGUGUUUUUUAAAUCAAAUUAAAUAGAUAACAACUUUUUUAGUUGUUGACAACUGUUACUUUAUCGAGUUAUAGUCAUGGCGUGACGGGUCUUCGUAACUUUUUAAAACUUUUUAUUUCAAAACAUUUUGGUCUCACUUAUUAGCGUGCUCUAUAAAAAUAAAAGUCGCUGGAAAAUUUUCGACAGGGUUUUGUUAGGCAUUGCUAUUUUUUCAAACAUUCAUUCUGUUAAGUCUUACUAAAAUUGCGUGUUUCGAAACAUAAUGGAACCGAAUAAACAGGACCUAACUGGUAUGUACUAUAGUGUAAGUGUUAAUAAUAUGCAGUACAUACUUUCGUCUAUCUGUAUUUAGUACUUAAUAAAAGUAUAAUGGAAUUGUCUGUAAGAAUAAAAUCUAUUCGGAAAUAUU
Messenger RNA from Pectinophora gossypiella (pink bollworm), 4064 nucleotides. It is a transcript of the gene Lim1, whose product is annotated as LIM/homeobox protein Lhx1. Gene Ontology annotation, cellular component: nucleus. The transcript is spliced from 7 exons. Lineage: Eukaryota; Metazoa; Arthropoda; Insecta; Lepidoptera; Gelechiidae. The coding region runs from base 189 to 1409 and encodes 406 amino acids. The record is from RefSeq and is a predicted model, not a curated record. Gene Ontology annotation, molecular function: DNA-binding transcription factor activity, RNA polymerase II-specific; RNA polymerase II transcription regulatory region sequence-specific DNA binding. Gene Ontology annotation, biological process: regulation of transcription by RNA polymerase II; neuron differentiation.